Molecule: messenger RNA, 2674 nt
Organism: Ostrea edulis (European flat oyster)
Lineage: Eukaryota; Metazoa; Mollusca; Bivalvia; Ostreida; Ostreidae
Product: b(0,+)-type amino acid transporter 1-like
Exons: 13
Coding region: 113-1639 (508 amino acids)
Biological process (GO): amino acid transmembrane transport
Cellular component (GO): membrane
Molecular function (GO): L-amino acid transmembrane transporter activity
Source: RefSeq, a predicted model, not a curated record
GUCCAUCGAUUGUUACCCGGAUGGUUGAUAAGAACCCCGUGUCGAAUUCUUCCGAUGUAAAUAUUUAGAAUCUUAUCAACCUAGUUUGCAGAGGGCAAUAUAACGUAAUGCCAUGGACAACAGUGCCUUUCAAGAUUUGGAUAAAUAUAAUGGAUCAACCAGACCUAAUGAAAAUGGAUCCCGAAAGCGACAUCCACCAGAGAGCAUGGGGUCACAGGAUUCAAGUGACGUCAGCAUUGCACCCGAAAGAGUCCGCAUGAAAAAAACUGUCGGAUUAAUCAGCGGAACUUCUCUUAUAGUGGGCACCAUCAUAGGGUCCGGAAUUUUUAUUUCCCCUAAAAGUGUGCUGGACAGAACCGGAUCUGUCGGACUUAGUCUUGUUGUCUGGGUAUCAAGCGGCUUCCUGGCUUUGCUUGGUUCGUUGUCGUAUGCUGAAUUAGGAACUGUUAUAAGAAAAUCAGGCGGUGAAUAUGUCUACAUUAAAGAAGCCAUGGGGGAAAUCCCUGCCUUUUUGUUUGCAUGGUCAUCAGUCAUUGUAGUUCGGACCUCCUCUAUGGCUAUCAUUUGUUUGACUUUCGGAAAAUACAUGGCCACGUUUUUCCCGUAUUGCGGAUCUCCUAUCAUCCCCGUGAAAAUCGUUUCCGCUCUAGCCAUUGUUUCCUUGGGGGUCAUCAAUAGCUACAGCACUACAUUAGCAGGCAGGACACAGGUUUUGUUCACCAUCGUCAAGCUCCUAUCGCUCACUGUCAUCGUCAUCGGAGGAAUUGUCAAACUCAGUCAAGGAAAUAUAUCUCAGUUUCAAAACAGUUUUGAGGGCACGACGGCUUCGCCUUCCAGCAUUGCCCUGGCGUUUUACAAUGCCUUGUGGGCGUACGAUGGAUGGAAUAACCUUAAUUACGUCACUGAAGAACUAAAAGAUCCAGCCAAAAACCUCCCUCGUGCUAAUGUUCUGGGUGUUAUGAUCACAACUAUCAUCUAUCUACUGGUCAAUAUUUCUUACCUCACGGCCAUGACGUCAACAGAACUUCUGGAUUCCCCUGCAGUGGCGGUGACUUGGGGUGACCGUGUUCUGGGUGCAGCUGCUGUACUAAUGCCACUGUCUGUGUUGUUCUCUACAUUUGGUGCUGCCAAUGGAACGCUGUUUGGUGGUGGCAGAGUUGUGUAUGUAGCUGGGAGGGAAGGUCAUCUACCAGAGAUGCUCUCUUAUGUGCAUUGUAAAUACUACACGCCUUUUCCUUCCAUCAUAUUCACAAUUGCAAUAGCACUGAUUAUGAUUAUUCCGGGAGACGUGGGGUCGCUGGUGGACUUCUUCAGCUUUUCUGCCUGGCUGUUUUAUGGCUUGACUGUUACCUGUCUCAUCAUAUUCCGAUUCACAAAGAAAGACGUAGAGCGACCUAUCAAAGUCCCUAUCGUGGUACCAGUGUUGUUUGUUUUGAUUUCUAUAUACCUUGUGAUUGGACCAAUCAUAGACAAUCCACAGAUUGAACUUCUGUAUGCGUUCCUGUUCAUUAUUGGAGGACUUCUCUUUUACUUCCCAUUCGUCUACUUCAAGCUGAAGAUUAAAGGAUUUGAAUGGUUAACUACGUCAGUACAAUUACUCUGUGAGGUGGUACCGAGUCCUUAUGAACCAGACAACUGAAAAGACGAAUUUACCCAGCAUCCAUUACACGAACCUGUCUAUAAACAAGAAAGAUCUGAUAUAUCCAUAUGAUAAAGGGUACAAUGAGAUCUAGAGACAAUGUUACGUGGUAAUUUAUAAUUAAUAGAAGAAUAUAUUGUCACAUUACAACUCAAGCCACCACUAGUACAUGCAUGUAAAGGGAUCUAUAAAGGAAACAAACAAGCUCGUCCUAUGUAUUAUACUGCACAACAGAUAUGUACAUUCAUGCUCUUCAAGGAAAAUUCAGUCGUGUUUAUUUGAAUUUUUUUUAUGUGCUUUAUGACAUGUAUUAGUAUAUGUAUAUACUACUGUGAAAACUUAAAAAAUGGAUUUCCUUUAUAAUAUAAUGCAAUGUAAGGUAAACGAAUUUUUUUUUAAAUUGAGGAAAUCUAAGAUUAUAUAUCACUAGCAUCAUGAUGCUACUUGACAUUUCUGCAAUCAGUAAAAUUUAUCGAUAUGUCAAGUUAUUUUAUACUGAUAUGGAAAUAUGGUUUAUGUUGGAACCUAUCCUCGUAAUACACCACUUAAGACUAAGCAAAUUAAAAUUUAAAGUUGUCUUUCGUGAAAUUCACCAUAAUCAAAUGGGACGUUUGUUGUUGAAUUCUAGAGAAACGUCCAUUGAAGAUUUUAUGGGUUGUUUUUUUUUUUUUUUUAGAUCUGAGAUUUGGUAAAGUUUAUCCCUAAGGGCAAAAGCAGAACAUGAGGAAUGGCUAUAGAUUGAAAAUAAACCCAUUUCUUAAAUUUUACUAGAUUGAUGUUCAUCACUUUCUGCAUUGUUAGCACAAGUGACACGGACUUUUUAGAGUGAUAUUCGCAUAAAGUAUCAUCAUAAACUAAGUAAUAUUUUCAUAUUGCUAGCUGAAACUGAUGCGAAAAGUCUAAACUUUGUUGAAGUAAAAUAUCGCAUUAUAUAUUUUUCUUGUUCCAUCUAAUACAAACUAUGAAAAUUCAUUUAAAGUUGAAAGAUAUAUUUCUGAUGUCUUUUCAAAAUAAUAAAGAAAAUUGAUUCUAGAA